Messenger RNA from Salvia splendens (bonfire salvia), 1813 nucleotides. Its product is annotated as syntaxin-21. Gene Ontology annotation, molecular function: SNAP receptor activity; SNARE binding. Gene Ontology annotation, cellular component: membrane; SNARE complex; endomembrane system. The record is from RefSeq and is a predicted model, not a curated record. NCBI's taxonomy places the organism in Eukaryota, Viridiplantae, Streptophyta, Magnoliopsida, Lamiales, Lamiaceae. Gene Ontology annotation, biological process: vesicle-mediated transport; vesicle fusion; intracellular protein transport. The transcript is spliced from 7 exons. Bases 659 to 1474 code for a protein of 271 amino acids.
UCCUUCUUCUUCCUCCUCCUUCUUCUUCCUCUCCCCCUCCCCCUUCUUCCUCUUCCAAAAUGUAAAAAUUCAGAAAAAUAAUUGCAAAUCUGCAGCACGUCAUCGCCCCUCUUCCUCAUCUUCCUCCCUCUUCUUCCUCUUCCAAUUUUUGGCAAAAAUUCCUUCUUCCGUCACGGCCCCUCUCCGAUUAACGCACGCUGGGCCUGGCCGCGGGACGGUCAUCAGGCCGGGAACGCGGCCCUGGGACCGGCCCAGGCCGUGCCGCUCUUCCGUGUAACGUGUGGGACGGGCCGGGACUCGCGAUUUGCGGCCUGGCCCGGCCUGUAGCGUUAAAGAUGCUCUAACCAGAUCCUAAAACUCAGGAUUGACUCAACUCAUAAAAUUUUGGUAUAUAUUUGAUCCCCGCUUUCACAAACAAUUGGUGGCGGCGCCAACAAUCCAACGCAACAACGCCCUUUGGUAACUCCGUACACGUCACACCGCCACACUCGUUCAUCCUUUCCCUCUUUGAUCAUUUUCUCCGCCAAAUUUCAUUCAAUUCUUUUCUUUAUUCUAUCAUCAAUUCCACCUUUUGACAAAACAACUUCUGCUUCCUCUUCAUAAUUAGCUACCAAAUUGUGCUAGUUGAGUUGGGAAUUUUGACUACAAUCUACCGAAUAUGAGUUUUGAGUACCUCGAAUCGGGCCGGGCCUUGAUUCCUCUUGCUGGGGCAAGGCACAUUGAGCACGGCCCGUCUCGAGCCCUUGCUGCCGGCGUCUUCAGGAUCAACACCGCUGUCGCUGGAUAUAAACGCCUCGUCAAUUGCAUCGGAGCUCCGCGAGACACCGUCGACCUCCGUCAUAAUCUCCUUAAAACUAGGUUACAGGUUAGGGAGCUGGUGAAGGAGACUUCAGCAGAGCUUGAUCGUGUUCGACAAACCUACAAGUAUAACGAAGUCAAUGACAGCAAGAAAAUUGCUGAUGCUAAGCUUACAAAAGAUUAUGAAUCUGUUCUGAAAGACUUUGAAAGGGCUCAGCUGCUUGCAGCAGAGAAGGAAAAGGCUUUUCCUCACCCCAUUGCUAAUAAUACUCGUCAGCCGAGCAAUAGAGCCAGUGAGCUGGAGAUAAGUUCUUUGAAUCCCAUGCAGGCAUCUCUGGUUAGAGAAUCCAAUAGACGGGUCAUGCAUAUGGAAAAUGAGAUAGUUCUUAAUGAAGCCAUUAUUGACGAAAGGGAGCAAGGCAUCAGAGAAAUUCAGAAGGAAAUUGGUGAGGUUAAUGAAAUCUUCAGGGAUCUGGCUCAAUUGGUUAGUGCACAAGGAGCUUUGAUAGGCGAUAUAAGCUCAAAUAUUGAGAGUUCCCAUGCUGCAACAGGUGAAGGUGCUAACCAACUUGCUAAAGCAUCCAAAACUCAAAGAUCUACAUCAUCUAUGACUUGUUUGAUGCUGGUUAUUGUGGGGAUCAUUCUGCUCAUCGUAGUGGUUGUCGUUGUUUCAUAAUCUGAGUUUCAACAACAUAUAUUCAAUUCAAAGGCCAAGAAUGGUUUUUACACAUAAAGACUAAUCUACUCUCCCUUGCUACUUCAUACGGGAUCGCUGCUUUGUUUACCGGCUGGUACAGAUGAAUUUUAUUUCCUUUAUGUAACUUUUUACCAUGUACAUAAUUCUACCGGGGCAUUUUUUUGUCUAAAGGGAGAAGAUAAUAUAAGUCUUCCCAUAUAUGGAGCAUUACUAUUUCAUAUUCCAAUUAUUUGUUGCAGAUUAUAAUCCUUGUUAUUUUUCACUUUAACAAUGUAAGCCAUGGACAAGAUAUUCCAAUAUCAUAGUAGUUGUUUUUAA